Messenger RNA from Cryptomeria japonica (Japanese cedar), 745 nucleotides. Its product is annotated as probable glutathione S-transferase. Gene Ontology annotation, molecular function: glutathione transferase activity. NCBI's taxonomy places the organism in Eukaryota, Viridiplantae, Streptophyta, Pinopsida, Cupressales, Cupressaceae. Bases 50 to 727 code for a protein of 225 amino acids. Gene Ontology annotation, cellular component: cytoplasm. Gene Ontology annotation, biological process: glutathione metabolic process. The record is from RefSeq and is a predicted model, not a curated record. The transcript has 2 exons.
GUGAGAUAAUCUUUAGCUGUGUGCAUUUUAGGUUUUAGGAGUGCUUGAGAUGGAGCAAGUGAAGGUACUAAACACAUGUAUCAGUCCCUUUGGUAUGCGCGUCUUGAUUGGCCUAGAAGAGAAAGGUGUGAAAUAUGAAUACCAAGAAGAGGUACUCUUUAAUAAGAGCGACCUCCUCUUGCAAAUGAAUCCAGUGUACAAGAAAGUACCUGUUUUGAUCCACAACGGCCAGCCUAUAUGCGAGUCUCUCAUAAUUCUUCAGUACAUUGAUGAGACAUGGGAUUCCAAGCAGUUUUUGCCGUCUAAGCCAUAUGAUCGUGCCCUUGCCCGCUUCUGGGCCGACUUCAUAGAUAAGAGGGUUUUUGACACGGUAAUUCGUUUACUGAAGUCAGAAGACAAGGUUCUGGAGGAGGCAAAGCAUGACAUGUUAGAGAGCUUUCAAUUUUUAGAAGGCACAUUGAAAGAGAUGUCGGCAGGGGGAUCGCUGGCUUUCUUCAGUGGAAGCAAUUUUGGGUUCUUAGAUAUUGCCUUCAUUCCCUAUGCUUGUUGGUUCCAUGCUUUGGAAACUAUUGGGAAUUUCAAGAUACCGUUUGAGAGUAAAUAUCCAUUGCUUGAUGCAUGGGUUAAGAAAUGUAUGGAGAGGGACAGCGUCAAGAAAGCCCUUGCCUCCCCUGAUCGGGUUCUAGAAUAUGCAUUGCAAAUGAGGAGGAGAUCUUUAAAUGCUUAAUAUGAUUGUUCAGUUAAG